UUUAUUACCUAGAGAAUGUCUGAUUUCAUUUUGAUCCAUUAUAGAAAUAGGCUAUUUUAUCUGGGUCAUGUACACUUCCAAAAGAGGUCGCUGAGAGCACCUGUUCUCCUGACGUCAGGGUGCGGGUAAGGUGGGCAGUUUGUGUUGCGCAUGGAGUCCAGAAAUGUUGGAACGGCUAUCUGACAUAAAAUACGCCACCUGCGUCAGCCAUGGAGAAACAGAAAGAGUGGUGGCUGAACCCUCUGGCAGAUGACAUCCAUACUUUUUUCCUGGCACAAGAAAAGAACAUUCCACUCUUCAAGGCGCAGUCUCCACAGCUGCAUCUCCGGCGUUUUCUUGUGGACUGGCUAGCUGUUGUGUGUGAUCAGGUGGAGAUCUGCUUGACAGCACGCCACCUAGCGGUAUACUUUAUGGACUAUUUCAUGGACAAUUAUGAUAUUGAUGAGACACAGCUCCAUCUCGUGGCCAUUGGAUGUCUGCUUGUUGCAUCUAAGUAUGAGGAACAAGAAAGCAAAAUCCCCCGUGCUGUUCAGUUAAACAAGUUUGUCAGUAACUGCCAGGGAGGCUAUCCACUGCACAUGUACCUACAGAUGGAGCUGACAUUACUACAGUUCUUCCAUUGGAAUGUUUCCAUGACAACAGCAGCACAUUUGAUUGAUUACUACAUGAAAUUUAGUGUUGAAGAGACUGAUUACCAUGGUGACAGAUUGAUAUUGUGUUUGGCCAAAGCUCAGGAAUACGUCCUCAAAUAUGCAAAUUAUUUUCUUGAGAUUUCAUUACAAGAUUACAAGUUCCGUUAUUCCCUCCCUUCGAAUGUGGCAUCUGCUUGCAUAGCAGCGUCAAGAAUUUGUCUUCACUUGUCACCUACAUGGACAGUGCAUUUACAGAAAGUGACAGGAUAUUGCUUAGAGAAAAUAAUGCCUUGUGUGGAGCUUAUGCUGAAAGCCCACCAGGUUGAUGAGUUGGCCAUGAAUAAUCCGCGGCUGGAUGGAUCUGCUUCAGAUAAGACUAGUGUAGUGCUGAACAGUCCACACAACAAGUCUGUUUGCUCCUUGUCUUCCAAUGCUUCAACACCAUCACCAUACAUGAUGCAAGUGCGACCAGCAUCCUAAGUACAGUGUCAGUCAAAGAAGCAUGUCUUGCAGUCAUGUUGGCUCAUUUAUUCUGAUGCCAGGGCAGAGACUAUGUGCUAACUGGUGAAUUAACAAAUUAAUGUGGAAAUGUUGAGCUGAAGGUGACGGCAUCCUUGCUUGGCUUUAAAUGCAGAUUUUUAGUGUCAUGCCAGGCUUACUAGCAUGGGUGCUGAAUAUUGGAACUUAACUAGCAUAGCUAGCAAAUGUUUGUUCGGACUACUUCAUUUUCAAUGAGACUGUUUCACGUAGUGAAUCUUGAUCGGUUUUCUUUAGUAAAUUAUUUUUUGCUUUUGAAUAAGUUGCUUUAUAUGAACUGCAAUAUAGAAUUUUUGUUGUGAUAUCAGUUGCAUCUUUACUGUCAGUAUUAACGAUGUGUUCUUUAAGUAUUUACAGUUCAAGGAAGUUUAUCUGCAUAUCUUGGUAAAGUUGUAUCAACUGCUGUAAUUGGAAAGAGUGCUGCUUAGCAAAUAGAUUUAAUUUACAGAUUGUAUGGAUAUGGUCCAAACAAAUCAACCACAUAUGCAUACAAAACUUGCUCUUCAGAAUUGCAUGGUAGCAGGUUUUGUAUUUUUGAAUGCGCAGAGGACGGUUCAUUUUCCGUUCCAAAAAAAAACUUUUAUGAGAUAGUAAUCAAGUGCAAUUACAUUUUUUUAAUACAAAAUGUGUUAUUAUUUAGUGUCAGUUUUUACUGUGCACAUGUACAGAAUAAACCAUAAAUAUAAAGUUACAUAGCAGUUUCCAUAUCAACUUGGGCUGUAUCAAGGGAAUGUGAUUAUGCAGUUGAUGGAUGGUAGAAGCUGAUAUAAAAUUGUCAUUUUUUCUUGUUAUGUUAUCGUUAUAAUAUGCGUUUUUCUUUAGUGAAUGAACUUCUGAUGAAAACUCAGUGUUUUCUUUUAAUGUUAACGCAUGGUUAGUGAAUUCAAUUCGGUCUGGAAAUAAUUUUAAGUAGUGAGAAAACAUUCAAAAGUGAUGUGCUUUCCUCCCAACUCGUAAAAGGAAGAAACCGAAUAUUGCUGGAUAAUUUUAGUUUUCUUCAGUAAACGAAUUCUGUGCGCUUACAGUUCACUUACUUUCCUCGUAGUCUGCCAAUGCGAUUAAAAUAAUCAUUUAAUGUUUCAAGGGAAAAGGAAUGGCCAAAAAUCCGGAGUAGGCCUAGUUGUGGUCGAAUAGCUGUCUAUUGGACUGCUAUACAUCUU
This is a messenger RNA of Lingula anatina, 2329 nucleotides long. Its product is annotated as cyclin-J. The record is from RefSeq and is a predicted model, not a curated record. NCBI's taxonomy places the organism in Eukaryota, Metazoa, Brachiopoda, Lingulata, Lingulida, Lingulidae.